Messenger RNA from Adineta steineri, 699 nucleotides. The record is from the annotation of a GenBank genome assembly. Lineage: Eukaryota; Metazoa; Rotifera; Eurotatoria; Adinetida; Adinetidae.
AUGAGACAUCAACAAUUGAAUAUCGUUACUUUUUUGUGGUUUUCAUUCCAAUUAUUACUUAUGAAUGAAUUAGAAGCAGCAAAAACCAAAGAUCCUUUCUAUAUUAUUGCACAUAUGGCUAAUAAUCGUGAAACUCUUGACUGGGCAGUAUCACAAGGCGCCAGUGGAAUUGAAAGUGAUUUUCAAUUUAAUAAUGAUGGAUAUCCUAGUGUUAUUGAACAUGGAUGGCCAUGUGAUUGUAGAGUGAAUAUCUACAAAGAUAGUAUUUGUCGUCAUGGAUUACAUGGAAGCUGUUCAGGAUCGAAAGCCAGAAAUGAUCCUACAGCUCAUGUACGACAUGUCGCGCAACUUAAGGAUGUUGCUCUGUUUAUUAUCGAUUCUAAAAUAAAAGCUAAAUUGGGAAAUCGACUUGUCAAAGCUGGAAAAAAAAUUAUUUCUUUUCUUGAUAAAAAUCUCUUCAAAUAUGGUUACAAAGGAAAAGUCAUUAUUGGAUCUUCAAAAGUCGAUACAUUCGAAUAUAUAAAAGGUGCCGUUAUAGCAGCGAACAAUUCAGCAAAUAAAGAUCAUUAUUUCUUUACAUUUGAUGGAGAAGGUGAUGAUUACAAAAAUAUUAUAUCAAUGUUGUCUGGUUUAACAAAACAUUUCAUAUCACUAUCUAGAAUGGUGUUAACGGUAAGAGCAACGGAGAACAUGGUAUGA